CUGUGGUGAAGACUGUUGCUGGUACCCCUAAGGAGAAGGGUUUGGUGAAUGGUCAGGGCAGGGCUGCCAGGUUCUACCACGCCACACAGAUGGCGUACGACCCAUACACAGACAUACUCUACAUCUCCGAUCAUUUCAACCAUGCUAUCAGGACAAUCAAUUUACAAGGUUAUGAGGUUGACAUCCUGGCUGGGAGCCCAAAAGGGGAACCUGGAUUCAAGGAUGGGAAGGGGACGGCAGCCAGACUGAACUAUCCUGAGGGGAUAGCUUUUGACACCACACACAGGGUCCUGUAUGUGGUCGAGUUUGGUAACAACUGUAUCAGAAUGGUGACCCCUGCAGGACUUGUGAAAACUCUGGCGGGCGGACCCGAGCAUGGCUACAAAGAUGGAUCAGGCAGCGCCGCUCGCUUCUUCCACCCGACAGGGCUGACCUUGGACCCCACCAACAAGGUCAUCUACGUCACAGACCAGUACAACCACUUGGUUAGAAGUGUGACGGCAGUCGGACACAACUACGACGGACCUGCUGAGAUGGUUUAUGUACAACAGAACAAGCCUGGGAGGCAAGGUAUGUAUGAGAACUGAUCAAUGAUUCUGGAA
Molecule: messenger RNA, 602 nt
Organism: Branchiostoma floridae (Florida lancelet)
Lineage: Eukaryota; Metazoa; Chordata; Leptocardii; Amphioxiformes; Branchiostomatidae
Product: NHL repeat-containing protein 2-like
Exons: 8
Coding region: 90-587 (165 amino acids)
Source: RefSeq, a predicted model, not a curated record